AUGAGCUCGUCUAACCAGAACGAAAAUACGACCAUUGGAUCGAUCAAACAAACAGUCCUGAACGGCAUCGGCCCAACUGGACAAUCAGCCACCCCAAAUGAUGCCUCAGUCACACAAGAAAUCCAAAAGGAAUACACGCAGGAUGACGCUGCAAGACUCUUGAUCAAUACACGCGUCAAGCGUAUCCGACCGCUCGUUCCUCCUCAAAUCCUGCAGGAAGAUAUUCCUCUAUCCUCAAAGGCAGUUCAAACCGUCUUGAACGGACGAGUCGCAGUGGCCGACAUUGUCCAAGGAAGAGACGAUCGUCUCAUGGUCGUCGUUGGACCAUGCUCAGUGCAUGAUCCUGAAGCUGCUAUCGUCUAUGCGAAGAAGCUGAGAGAGUAUGCCGAAACCGCGAAGCAGGAUCUUCAUAUCGUCAUGAGGGUCUACUUUGAAAAGCCGCGAACAACUGUAGGAUGGAAAGGACUCAUCAAUGAUCCGGAUAUGAACGGGACCUUUGCCAUCAACAAGGGUCUCCGGAUGGCACGUUCUCUCCUUGUCGAGAUUGCAGAGCUCGGGCUCCCAGCUGGAUGUGAAUUCCUGGAUACCAUCUCGCCGCAGUACACCGCAGACUUGGUCUCGUGGGGCGCGAUUGGUGCCCGAACGACCGAGUCUCAGGUCCACCGUGAACUCGUCUCUGCACUCUCUAUGCCGACCGGAUUCAAGAAUAGUACCGACGGUACUAUCAGCAUUGCCAUCGACGCAUGCCGCGCGGCAAAGUCGGGCCACGUCUUCCUUUCGGUUGGCAAAGAGGGUCUCUCCUCCAUUGUCGAAACAGAGGGCAAUGAAGAUGUUCAUAUUAUUCUCCGUGGUGGGUCCAGCGGACCCAACUAUGAGCGAAAGCAUGUGGAACAGUGUGUCGCGGGGCUCAAGAAGGGAGGGGUUAAUUGGCGACUGAUGAUUGACUGCUCGCAUGGAAACUCGCUCAAGCAACACGCCAGACAGUCGUUGGUGGCGGAGGACAUUGCUCAGCAGCUGGAAAAUAGCGAGACGGCGGACGCUAUCAUGGGUGUGAUGAUUGAGUCUAACCUCGUCGAGGGGCGACAGGACAUUGGUGCUAAUGGACGAGAGGGCCUCAAAUAUGGAGUCAGCGUGACGGAUGCGUGCAUUGCAUGGGAUACAACAGUUACUGUCUUGGAUCGCCUUCGUCAAGGCGUACAAGCCCGGAGGAACCGUCUCGGCUCCAAGGCAGCUGCUCAGUGA
Molecule: messenger RNA, 1242 nt
Organism: Serendipita indica DSM 11827
Lineage: Eukaryota; Fungi; Basidiomycota; Agaricomycetes; Sebacinales; Serendipitaceae
Source: the annotation of a GenBank genome assembly